AUUGCUAAAGAUAAUCCUCAAUUAUUUAGUGAAAAAUUAAAAAAUUAUAUUACAAGUCAUGAAUUUUGGGCCAAUGUUAAAUGUUUUUAUAAAGUUCUUGAACUAGUUAAAACGGUAGUUAAAACAGUUGAAUCAUCUAAUAUUAAGGUUGCUGAUGUGUUUUUAACUUUGAUUAAAAUAGCUAUCACAAUUAAAGCCAUGCCAACUAUGGAAACAACUCUUGAAAGACUUGAGUUUUGA
Molecule: messenger RNA, 240 nt
Organism: Racocetra persica
Lineage: Eukaryota; Fungi; Glomeromycota; Glomeromycetes; Diversisporales; Gigasporaceae
Source: the annotation of a GenBank genome assembly